GCAGCUAAUCAAAAAAUAAGCCUGCCGAAUAAGAAAUAUACAAGCAAAGCACGCAGGAAUACAAAAUAUAACAAUCGAAAGAAAUCAACAAGGCCUCGAUAAUGUAAUCAUGCACGACCACAAUCAGAUCGGGCAUUAUUUUGUAGACAGCAUCAAGUACAUUUUUUAAAUUUCACGUGCUAAAUUCAGAAGAAAUCCUACCACAAUUGCUACACGAUUUGACGAGGGCUAGGUAAUCCAUCCCCCUAAACAACGCGAUGUCCAGGAGAGAAUCCCGUCUGAUGGCCUACUUCACGGCGGAGGAGCAGUUGCUAAACUGCUACUCGCCGCUGGAAGGCGACGAGGUGGAUGCGGAGGCGGUCGAUGUUCCAGACACGGGAUCGGGCGUGGCUGAGGAUAAGGAACGGCUACAUGUGCCCACUGCAUCUGCCACAGAACCCCCAAUGCCAGGACCAGACCUGGACCCCGCUGUGGACAGUAUGCUGCACGUGAUCUCCGACGAUUCGGACAUCCACAGCCUUAUCUCGAGUAGCAGUGGCUUCAAGGGCUGGCCGGAAGAGGAUCUGUCCGCCAGUUUCGAAAGCCAAAAUGAACGCUUUAUCUACGGACUGCGCAGACACCUAAUAGUCACAGAGGAGGCCUCCCCAGCUCCGGUAUGGAACACCUGCACACCGACCAAGCGUCCACGCACCAGCCACGAGGUCAUCGAGAUUAAUGACUCGCCCGAAGCAGACCAGGACCCGGCAAUUGCCCUAAUGCAGGCAGUAGUAAACGGUCCCGACGUAGUGCUGACCAACGGCAACGUCGACCAUUUCGCUAUGAUGCCACAAGAGAAUAUUGAGGCUGAACAUGAACAUCAGAUGGGCACUGGUGGAGAGCAGUGUGUAAUAUACGAGUCCGUAGAUGGAGAAAACAUGGUCGUUUUAGCGGAGGAGCACUGUUGUGAGAUAAUAGUGGCUACACAAGGGGUGGCCUGUGAGCAAGAGUUCGCUAGGGCAAUCCUAAUGGCCGGAAAUGGAGCUGGAGCAUUGUUGGGUCUGAUGCCCGAGGAAAAUAGUGCGAAUGAGUGCAUCAAUGGGGCUAACUACAUUGAGGAGGUGGUUGAGGAUUUUGGGGAGGACGGUGCACGUGUAGCAGCUGGAAACAAUGUGUACCUUAGUGACGCAGCUCUGGAACAGCCACUGGUGCAUCAGGAACUGGUGGAGGACGAAGCGCCUGAGGAAAACGAGAAUGCCACAUUCAUAGACGAUACACCGAUGGAGGAGGAACGCCCAGACAUUUGUCAGGUGUAUGAUCAUGAAUUAGAAGACCACGACGAUGAAGAAGAAGACGGCAUCAUACACCAAGCGACAGGCCAUCCAAUCGACAUCAGCACUGAGGAGCAGGAGCCGCCCCCAAAUAACCUGCACAGAAAGUUGCCCCGCGAGCACAGUAGUCCCACAGAGUUCCCAGUCAGCUCCUCCUCUAUGCCUAAUGCCAGCUACAACUACGAUUUUGAAGACGAGUUAACGGGAUGCCACUCUCCGUCCAAGGUCGCACCUUUAAAACGCAAGUAUACGCCACUGAUGAAGAAUACGCUACAUGGAGAGGCUAUGGAUAGAAGGCUGGCUAGCAUCUGUCAAGCACAACCGCAGAUGAGUCCCGCUGAGAAGGUCUCUAGUUGGGAGACCGCGGCUAGCGAGGAGUGGGCGGCUGUCGAGGAUGUAGAGAGCUUUGAUGCCGCCUUUCACCAAUAUGAAGCUGCUAAGGUGCCACAAAAGGAGCACAACUUUCUCGAAUUUUGCGAAACACUGGCUCGCAACAUGGAGAAGCCUAGCCGCGACAGUAUGCAGACUUCUGAUGAGUCCACUCAAGAGCAAGCCAGCUCUCAGUCUGCGGAACGACCGGUCCACCGUCACUUCUUGCAUAUAUUGCCCACCGAGGAGACUAUUGUGCUAGACGACGACGAUGACGAUUGCUACGAGGUCGUAGGAAUGGAGAACGCCUCCGUCACCACGUUGAUUCCCGAGGAGGAACUGCAAGUGGAUCAACAACCGGAUGAAGUCGAGGUAGUGCUCCCAGACGAAUCUGAUGUAAAGAACACCGAGCAGCCGAACCUCACCAAGAAUACCUCUACUACGGACUUGGAUAGCAGUCCGGUUGCACCAACAAUGGAAUCGUCCGUCAACUUAGACUUGGUUGCAUCUAUUUCCAAUGCUCAACCGUGUGCCGCUGCAGCAGAGGAACCUGUUGAUGAAAUGCAGCCUGAUUCAAGCGGUCGUCUACCUUCAGAAGGCCGGCAAUUGGCUAAUGCUGUCCUGGAUGUUAUGCGCCAGCAAGUGCAAAUCCAACAACAAAAGCUUAGGGAUCAGAAGAUGCAGCAACAGAUGUAUCGCUACCAGGAAUUAUCACAGGCACCAGAAGUUCAAAUGGAAAAUCAAGGACCGUACGUCAGUUGCCCAAACGAUAGCAUGUUUUACGAGCAACAGGAGUUCUGCAACUAUCUUGGUCUCACAGAAAUGUCUACGGCUAAUGCAGUGGCUACAGCAAUGAGAGAGCUGGCAAACAGCACUGUGGCCCGGCGAUCUCUCCGAGUUCGACCCCAACACCAGCUGGAUAGAAUGCGUAGCGAUGUGCGUGGAAAGCGGCGGGAGAGAGAGCGAGAACGGCAGCAGGAUAAGGACAAAAAGAUAAAUCUGACCACCAGCAGUGAGCUUAGCACUGAUAAAGAAGAAACCUUAGCGCCUCAGAUAGUAGAAUCUGUUCCAGAGGCCGAUGCAGUGCCCAGUUUAAGCAGACAGAUAUCUGCAGGACAUCAGCGCCCGUUGAACCACUUAUACGGCUCUCAUUCCCGGGAAGAAGGAGAACGCUUUGUGGUCAAAUCACGCUUAGAGCAAGAGCGACCCAGGUCCCCCAAAAAAUUAGCAACGCAAAGGUCUUCAAAAGACCGAGAAAGAAGCCAAUCCCCCAAGAAACCGGAACAGCAAAAUCAAAGGUCCCCAAAUGAAAAUGACGGAAAAAAAGAACAGGAAGAAAACAGGGAGCCUAAGGAUAGACGGGUUCAGUAUGUUGAAGCGGCCUUUGCCAAGGUCUACGAGGCUGCUGCUCCUGCCCAAUCUAAGCUGUUGGAAAGCAUGCAGCAACGCUUGCGCCAGGCGCGCGAGACCAAGCCAUCGAUAUACAUAAUCAAGGCUACAAGCAAUGCCUUGCCGCAGGCUCUAUCGCCAGGCAGACAGGAGUCUCGCACCUCACCUGUAUCCGCUCAUAUAGAUAAAGUUUUUAGUGAGUUGAGUGCACCGCGUCCUUCCGCAGUAAUUUCCCGACCUGUGAAGGCAAAUCCUAUAAUAACCAGUCCAGUUAAAGCUUCGUCUCCAGUCUUAUCACCUCAGUCGCCAAAGGUUAUCAAGCACAGGAAAACGCAUGGAGCUUCAAAACCAGUAACUGCCACAAAGCGUCGACGUACUACAGUAGGCGCUCCCAGCUCUGGAAAGCAGGCUAGGGUCCGCGAUCUGGUUACUCGUUCCACCACACAUCUUAAUUCGAAGCUUCUGCGAAACCGCAAGGUUAGUCUACUCAAAAGCUACGCCCUCUCGGACGAAGUGGCUCUGGGACGAGUUAAGCGACUAAGCGGCGGAACAGCACAAGGCGCCAAAAAGGUCCUUAUGCCCAAGAUUGUACGGGGGGGUCUCAGGAGACCCGAGCCAGUUGACAAGAGCCUACCUGAACAGCACCGCCUGCAGCAGCAGCAAUUGGCUCCGCCGAACACACCCCGCAAGGUGAAGGGUGUUAAGGAAAAUACCACUGCAACGACAAGUGCAACCAAAGCUCCCGAUCGCCUAACGAAGCGAACUAAGAGGUCGCGAGCGAAAUCGCUGCCUGCUAAUCUUAAAGCGGUUUCCAACACGAUUCCAGACGCUGUUCCAACUAACACAAUGCUAAGGAUUACAGAGUUGGCAAGAGAAGUCCAGAAAGAUCUUUUUGAUCCCCACAAUCAUCUGGUUGACUCCGCUGUCGUAGAAACUGCAGACCUGACCCACGUUCAUUCCCCUACCAUUACUCAAUCGCCUUACGCACAGCCCGUGCUUGUUUACCCGCCUUCGCCCAUAUCCCCGCCACUAAAUGCGGAGCCGCGUCGUCCUCGCCAGCAAGCCGGAAAGGUUAAUCCUGCUGAUCAAGUCCUGACCACUCCCCCAGGCGGCCUGCUCCGGCUCAGCGAAGGUUCAUCGACUCUAGCAAAUCCGCUUUCCGCUAAGCACGGUCAGGUUUUGUAUAUGUACUAUGAGCUAGAACAGCUCAUUGUGCUGCAGGAGAACUAUGUAACCUUUUGGAAAUACUCCAAAGUGUUUAACGUGCUGCAUCAACCACGACAGCAAACCUCCUUUGAUGUAGUCAGGAAAUCGCCUGCACCUCAGUUACAUCCUCGGAAUUCUAAAGACACAGAUCAGGAGAUGGAUGUUGGCCCGCGAUGGGUGUACCUAGGAAGAGUUCGGCGCCUAACUAGCGAAAAGGAGAUUUUUACGCCGUUUGGCAGUCGCAUUUGUGUACACAAUUCGACGCCAGUCUACCUUGAAAUGCGAAGCAGGCCGUUGGACCAUCAUAAACGAGAGGUCAAGCUAACGUCGUUGCAUGUAAACGUAUACUACUUUUGUGAGGAGGAACUGCGGCCUCGCAUGCAUUCUGUGCACUUGGACGCUGUCAAUUGCGAAUGGCCGCAUGUCAUUUACACAACCAUUGCCGAGUCCCGUUACUUUGUUAUGGCCUGGCAGCAGGAACUGGUGAUGGGCAAGUCUCGUUCGGGCAUCUGCAAAUACUCGCUGACGCCCACGUUGGAUACGUUGGCCUCCAUUCGAGAGUUUAAGCAGCUGCGCCACGAGCUUCGCCACAUCGAGUGCCUUUCGGAGGAUCGCCUAAUCGGCUAUGGGCAGACACGAAUCACCGUGUGGGACCAUCGCAGCGGCGACACUCUAAUGAACUACGAUUUGGGUCGUCCUCUGGGCCGGUGCCUAUCUGCCAUGCACUAUCCUAGUCUCGAUAUGGACCAAAGUAGCAUGCUAGUACUUUACCAGCUCCUUAUGGAGCCAAACAACCCGGCUGAGGUGCACGUAAUAGCCUGCGAGUUGUCUCAUGCCACGCCAUCGCACCGCCUGUUGCAAAUACACCGUCUGCCAUCUCCGCAGUUUUGCGAUACAACAGAGGCCGUUAACACAGGAGAUCAUUUAAUUAUCAAGUCUGCGUUGAAUGACGAGGUCUGGAUAAGUGCGGCCGAUCCGAGGCAGCUCACCUAUUUGGCACCGCAAAGUAACGGAGCGCAGCGGUUUUAUGCACGCCAGAAAUCCCAGGUGAUCGAGAUGUCCCCGGAUACACUGACUGUAGAUAGCAUUGCAAAUCACAUGUUGAAAUUGGCUGUCCAACAGAAACACCUGGCGUAGAACUGUACCAGUAACGUUAAAACUUGUUUUCUCAUCAAAAUUCUUGUUAAAGAUCAUUUACAAGACACAACACGAAUAUCGCCUUUACUGUGAGUUUUCAGAUCCCCAAAUAUGUAUGCUUCUGGCUGACAGCCCAAAACAUGUAGUUCAAAUAUAUGCGAAACUA
Messenger RNA from Drosophila eugracilis, 5574 nucleotides. RefSeq lists its product as uncharacterized. The coding region runs from base 258 to 5408 and encodes 1716 amino acids. The transcript has 5 exons. The record is from RefSeq and is a predicted model, not a curated record. NCBI's taxonomy places the organism in Eukaryota, Metazoa, Arthropoda, Insecta, Diptera, Drosophilidae.